AUGAUGAGCUCUAUAGUCUCAUGGUGGUUUUUUUGGGUAAUCAGUGCUGUAUGUAUUCUCAAAGUGGAGUUUAACAUUGUGGAAGGAGGAGCCUAUGAAGAGACUAAGGUCCACAUAGUAUACCUUGGUGAAAAGGAGCAUAAUGAUCCUGAGCUUGUAACCAGCUCGCAUCUCAGAAUGUUAGAAUCCCUACUCGGAAGCAAAAAAGACGCUAGUGAGUCCAUAGUUCAUAGUUAUCGGAAUGGUUUCUCCGGCUUUGCUGCCCAUCUUACGGAUUCCCAAGCGGAACAAAUCUCAGAGCAUCCAGAUGUAGUUCAAGUAACGCCCAAUACUUUCUAUGAGCUGCAAACGACAAGGACAUUUGAUUACUUGGGGCUUUCUCAUAGUACACCAAAAGGACUUCUUCAUGAAGCCAAGAUGGGCGAGGACAUCAUCAUCGGUGUCUUGGACUCAGGUGUGUGGCCAGAGUCACAGUCGUUCAAUGACAAAGGCUUGGGGCCGAUCCCAAAACGGUGGAAAGGGAUGUGCGUGGACGGUGAAGAUUUCGACUCGAAGAAGCAUUGCAACAAGAAGUUGAUAGGAGCGAGGUAUUACAUGGAUAGUCUAUUCCGAAGGAACAAAACGGAUAGCGGAAUACCGGACACGGAGUACAUGUCCGCAAGGGAAAGCUUGCCUCACGGGACCCACGUGGCCUCCACAGCUGGGGGAUCUUUCGUCUCAAAUGUGAGUGACAACGGGUUUGGAGUGGGUACAAUAAGAGGAGGAGCCCCUAGGGCUCGUAUCGCGGUCUACAAAGUGUGUUGGCAAAGAGUAGACCGCACCUGCGCAAGCGCCGACAUAAUCAAAGCGAUGGACGACGCCAUAGCCGAUGGAGUGGACUUGAUAACGAUCUCAAUAGGCAGGCCAAACCCUGUGCUGACUGAAGUUGACGUGUAUAAUCAAAUCUCGUAUGGAGCAUUCCAUGCAGUCGCCAAAGGUAUUCCAGUUCUCAGUGCGGGUGGAAACUUUGGGCCUGGGGCUUACACCGUCCAAAACAUAGCUCCAUGGAUCAUAACAGUGGCUGCCACCACUCUAGACCGAUGGUAUCCCACACCUUUGACACUAGGCAACAAUGUGACCUUAAUGGCACGGACCCCGUACAAGGGCAAUGAGAUUCAAGGAGAUCUAAUGUUCGUAUAUAGCCCGGACGAGAUGACGAGUGCAGCAAAGGGAAAAGUGGUGCUAACUUUCACGACUGGAAGUGAAGAAAGCCAGGCAGGUUAUGUAACUAAACUUUUUCAGGUUGAAGCAAAGUCUGUAAUUAUUGCCGCCAAAAGAAAUGAUGUCAUCAAAGUUUCCGAAGGUCUUCCUAUUAUCAUGGUCGACUAUGAACAUGGAUCUACCAUAUGGAAGUACCUAAGUAUCACCAGAAUGCCCACCAUAAAAAUAAGUUCUGCCAUCGCGCUCAACGGGCGUCUUGUAGCCACAAAGGUUGCUGAUUUUUCAGGGAGAGGACCCAAUUCCAUAUCUCCAUACGUUCUCAAGCCUGAUGUAGCGGCUCCAGGUGUGGCCAUAGUGGCAGCUAGUACCCCAGAAAGUAUGGGUACUGAGGAAGGAUUCGCUAUUCAGUCAGGAACUUCAAUGUCAACACCAGUAGUUGCUGGUUUAGUUGCACUACUUCGAGCUGUGCAUCCUGAUUGGUCUCCAGCUGCGCUUAAAUCAGCUCUCAUCACUACAGCUUCCACAACGGAUCCCUACGGAGAACCUAUCUUCUCAGAAGGAAUGACACGAAAACUAGCCGACCCAUUUGACUUCGGAGGAGGACUAGUGAACCCAAACAAAGCAGCCGACCCUGGUCUUGUCUACGAUAUAAGCGCAGAAGACUAUAGGCUUUUUCUAUGUGCAUCCCAUUAUGACGAGAAACAAAUAACCAAAAUAUCAAAGACACAUACACCAUAUCGAUGUCCGAGUCCAAAGCCUUCUAUGCUUGAUCUUAAUUUGCCUUCCAUAACCAUUCCAUUCCUCAAGGAAGAUGUGACUCUCACUAGAACCGUCACCAACGUCGGACCCGUUGACUCUGUCUACAAACUCAUCGUUGAACCUCCUUUGGGUGUCAAAAUCUCUGUUACACCCAACACACUGCUCUUUAACUCCAAUGUAAAGAUACUCAGCUAUAAGGUCACUGUCUCCACAACUCACAAAUCCAACUCGAUUUACUAUUUUGGGAGCUUGACUUGGACUGAUGGAUCUCACAAAGUCACUAUCCCAUUAUCUGUCAGGACACAAAUGUUGAUGUACUUCGACCAGUGA
Messenger RNA from Arabidopsis thaliana (thale cress), 2289 nucleotides. Its product is annotated as Subtilase family protein. The record is from RefSeq and is marked reviewed. Gene Ontology annotation, cellular component: extracellular region. NCBI's taxonomy places the organism in Eukaryota, Viridiplantae, Streptophyta, Magnoliopsida, Brassicales, Brassicaceae. Gene Ontology annotation, molecular function: serine-type endopeptidase activity; serine-type peptidase activity. The coding region runs from base 1 to 2289 and encodes 762 amino acids. Gene Ontology annotation, biological process: proteolysis. The transcript has 9 exons.